Molecule: messenger RNA, 1018 nt
Organism: Prosopis cineraria
Lineage: Eukaryota; Viridiplantae; Streptophyta; Magnoliopsida; Fabales; Fabaceae
Exons: 4
Coding region: 1-876 (291 amino acids)
Source: RefSeq, a predicted model, not a curated record
AUGGAUUGUGGAGGAUUCACUGGAGGUGAAGAGGUACUCAUGUCUUCGGAUCUCCGUCAUGACUCAUGCCAUGGACAAGAAGUGGAUGAAGUUAAUGACUUGAACAAAGAUAGUGAACUGUACACGUUAGUCGUCGAGGAUUCUCUUGAAUGUAACGAGCGACGACACCUUACGUUCGACUUGAACCAGCCACUUGAGGAGGAUAAUGUAAACUCACCAAUGAUGAGCAAAGUUGAAGCAUCAGGAAGCACGUCAAAGGAUUGCAACUUCGAUCUAAAUAAAUUUUCGAAUGAUGAAUGCAAAGGGGAUAGCAAGAAGGAGAAAGAGCGUGAUGCGGGUUUUUGUCUCUCAGUUCAUGAUGUCUUUCUGUUCAAAUUUCCAAAAGAUGUACUCAGCAUUUCACCUAUUUGCUCGGUCAAACAUCACCAGCUGAAAACACGCAGAAAGAAAGCAGAGAAAGGCAGACGAAAGAGACAGAAGAAAGAAAGAUCAGAGCACGCAGAGGCAGAAAGGCAGGACGAAAACACAGAGCAGAGAAAAGGGCAGGGUGCCAGUCAUGCAGAACAAGCCAAAGAUGAGAGAGCUUUCGGCACACACAAGAAAAGGCAGAGAAGAGAGGGAAACAUGGCAAAGACGCACACACACGGCGACGCAGCGGAAGAAGGGAAAAAAGGUAAAAGAAGGAGAUGCACGCGAUCAAGAAAAGAGGACAGGGACGACGAUCUGAAACAAAAAAGGUGUAGCGUUAAAGGACAGGGUUCGAGUAAAUACAGUUUGCAGGCACCUCAUCAUAAAGAUGGUAGUGAUGAACAACUUGGGAAGAGCAGUACAGAUGAAGAGAACAAGAAAAAAAGAAAGAAAGAGGAGGGAAGUUAAAGCCAUGAGGUUUGAAAUGGCGGGGGAGAAAAGAGGGUUUUAACUGCAUCCGUGGUGUUGCAUUUACCUAUAAGAUUUACUUGUAUCAAAAGUUUAGUGUUGGAUCUUAUAAUAUUUUAUAAAUGAGAAAGUUAUUUAUAAA